Molecule: messenger RNA, 423 nt
Organism: Ilex paraguariensis (yerba mate)
Lineage: Eukaryota; Viridiplantae; Streptophyta; Magnoliopsida; Aquifoliales; Aquifoliaceae
Source: the annotation of a GenBank genome assembly
AUGGCCAAAAAGAGUUCACAUAAAAGUUCUACAACAGUGUCCGAGUGCCCUGUUGUGGAACAGGAGAAAACCUUAUCGUCUACACCCACAAAAACCGGUAAUGAGAUUGAUCAAAUCUUUGCCGGGAAAAAGAGAAAGAAGCCAGAACAAGUAAAGACGAAGAAGCCGGCAGAAGAUGGAUCUGGAAAAGGGAGUACAAUGAAGAAAAAGAAAAGUAAGAGCAAAGGUCCCAUAGAAAGCAAUGGGUUUUUGGACCCGGUAGCUCGGCCAAGGAAGAAAACUGGGGAUGGGCUGGUUAUUUAUACAGAAGAGGAGUUGGGGAUUGGGAAGGCAGAUGGUGGAGAUGUUCCUUUUAUGAGGAUUCCUUUCUUUAGAAUUCAUGUAGAUCCUUCAAAAAAGGCACUAUUUGGUGCCAUGCCAUGA